Messenger RNA from Triticum aestivum (bread wheat), 1924 nucleotides. RefSeq lists its product as uncharacterized. The transcript has a single exon. Gene Ontology annotation, molecular function: ubiquitin protein ligase activity. Lineage: Eukaryota; Viridiplantae; Streptophyta; Magnoliopsida; Poales; Poaceae. The record is from RefSeq and is a predicted model, not a curated record. Gene Ontology annotation, biological process: protein ubiquitination. Bases 443 to 1336 code for a protein of 297 amino acids.
AGAUAACACUAACGGCCGAAGCUAUGUUAGCCGGUUUUCGCCCGCCAGCCAACGAGCCCUCCUCAGUUCAACUGCCUUUGAACACGCCUUUCUCUUCCACUCAUCAUCCACACAUUGAGACAAGCCGCGCGCCCAUGUCCCCUCGGGGCCAUCUCCUCCAUGUUUGUGCGUACUAGCGGUGCCGAUGAUAUCCCUUCACCCCAACGCCGUCGCUAUACAUUCUUUCGUGCACGACGUUCGCCCCAUAACACUACCCGCCGAGCGGUCGCAGAUUAGCUCCACCGAGUCACAGCACUGUGCACAUGUGCGCACCAUGGGCAUUACAAAAAGCUUUUCAUCCCCGCAGAGGCGUGCAGCUCACCUGCCGAGCUGAGCCCGCCGGCCAGUCGACAGGCGCACCUGACCCCGUCCGGCCUGUCCCUCCCGCCGGACACACCAGCACAUGCACGCAGCUAGCACGCUCCUCCAUCCAUCGAUGAUGGAGCCACCCCACCCGAUUAAUCAAUCAUUCGCCAUUAAUCUCCAUCCAUCGUCGACACACAACCUUGUCACGCACGCACAGGCACAGUUAAUUAACUCGCCCCGCUCAGCUCUGUCCGUGUCCGUCGACUGUACAUCUCCGUCGCCAUCCGGCAACCCCCAUCCUGCUUCAUUUCUCGAUCUCUCCUCCUUGUGUCACUCUCCUACCUCCACCUCCUCCAUAGCUGCUGCCUCUAGCUAUAAAGGCUGGAGCUCUGUGUGCCAUGUGAGACCCCUCCUCUUCAUCGUCCUCCUAUACCCUCUAGCUUUCGCGCUCUGUCCGGCCGUCCUCCUCAUUCGGCUAAUGGGGUUCCCGGCGGUGUACUCGGAGAUGCCCAGGCUGCUGCUGAACCUCCUCUUCCUGCUGGGCCACCUGCGCCGCCUCUCCUCAUGGCUGCUCCGCCUCGUCGGCGCCGGCGUCGACGACGACCUCUGCUUCGACUACUCGGACGCCUCCGACUUCGCCGACCACCACCAGGAGCAAUACCAACACCAACACCAACACCGCGACCACGGCCUGGAGGAGCUGGAGGAGCACUCUCCGGCCGUGCGCUUCGACGCGCUCUCCGCUGCUUCCGACGGAGACGACGGCACGGCGCUGCUGCCGGAGGGCUGCGCGGUGUGCCUCGGCGACUUCCACGGCGCCGCCCGGGUGCGUCGGCCGCGCGGGUGCCGGCACGUCUUCCACCGCGGAUGCCUCGACCGCUGGGCCUCCCACGGCCACCACACCUGCCCGCUCUGCCGGGCGCCGCUCCUGCCGCCGGCGCCGGCGUCUCUGGGUCCCGUCCUCCUGCCCAUGCCGCUGCCGGCGUCGUGAUUGGUUGAGAGCAAGCUCGUUCGGGGUGCUGUUUGCAUAUAUGUUCGGCGACUAUUCUUGAGGGAUCCUGAGGAGAGGGUUCCGAAUUUAUCGCUUCCGGUUGGGUUUUUAUGCAAAAGCAAGCUCCAACCGGUGAGGUCAGAGCGCAGCAACGGCCAUUGGCGGAGAGGCGUCGAAAUAUUUUCCGAUGACCCCCUCGCAUGGAGUGGCUAUUACAGAACGACCCCCAAGGAAGGGGAUUAGUUCCUGCUUUGAGCUUUGGUUUGGCUUUGGAGUUUGGACUCGAAUGGAUUAGGUGUCCGCUGCAAAAUCCAUAUACCAAGAAAGAAGAAGAGGAGAACAUAUGUACAUCAGACUUAGAUUAGUGGAAGUAAAUAGAGGGUGAAUCCGAAUAUAUGCACAGCUUUUGCUCUGCUCACUUUUUUUUCCCUUUUCAUUCUUGUUAUAAGGUUUCACUAGACCCAGCAUUUUUCAUCUGUAUACUACUCCUUCUCAAGGGGGUUGGAGAUGCCUCCUGUUUUGCUACAUGUUUUUUAUAUAUAUUACAUGCUCUGCUGGAAAUACAUCGGAUUCAACCGACUACCCUAA